UGGGAAGUGAGUGGAAGGGAAGGAACUACUUUCAGGAAACUAGCUUGCCCUGGAGGCACUGUAGGGGAGGCGCUGCAGGCCUCUACAGCGGCGGGCGUGGGAGGGGGGCCCGAGGGGAUUAUUUUCUCUGCCGCCCCCCUCUCUCCCCUGGUUAUUUGGAAUUAAGCUGUGGCGGCGGAAGGAGCCUGAAGUCAACGCUUCCGCCCAGUUUUCCUGCGAGGAGGAGGUGGGAGCAGAGCGCGGGGCUACGGCUAAUGGAGUUGCUGCUGCUGCUGCUGGGGACGGAGCGCGGCUGCUGAACUUAUCGCCGGCUCCGGCUGGGGGCUUCUGCCUUCCGCCCCCCCACGGGACGCCCGCUGGCUCCUUCCCCCCAUUCCCCCUCUCCUCGCACAAACAGCCGUGACGCAUCCCGCCGCCCCAUCCCCCCCGGCUGCCUUGCAGCGCCUCCCCGCUCCACCCCCACCCCCCGGGCCGCCCGGCUUCUUCCCUGCUCGGGGCUGUUGCUCGCCAGGGAGGGGUGGGUGAUUUGCCCCCCCCCCGCUCGAAUCGCAGCCGCUGCUGUUCGGAGGAAUUUCUGCCGCGGCUGCUCCCCUCCCUGCUGCCCCGGGGCGCGCUGCGAGGGGAGAGCCCGCUCGGCGAGGAGGAGGAGGAGGGCACUGGAGGUAGCUGCAUCGGGAGAUGAGCUGCAGCAGGAGGACGGCGGCGUGGAGUUCACUGCAGCUGGGAGCCUUCCUCUUCCACCAGCGCCAGCCUGUUCCCGUUAAAGAGCAGAGGGGCUGCGGCUACCAGCCUCGCUGAGGCAGGGGGCUGCGCUCCAGCGCCGGACAGCAAAGCCCCUGCGGCUCUCGGAUAAAAGGCUCGCCCCCUGCCCCUGCAGCCUUGAGAGCGAUUCUCGUUGGGGAGGCAGAUCUGGGGGUUAACAAUGGUGAGGUUUCUGGUGAGUUCCUGCUGCGCCCUGGCUGCGUCGGUGCUGCUGCUCCAUCUCGCUGUCGGAUCACGGUGAGGAGAAAAUGAGCGAAGAGACGGCGACUUCUAACAACGAUAAUAGUUAUGCAAGAGUGCGAGCUGUGGUGAUGACCCGGGAUGACUCAAGUGGUGGAUGGUUACCACUUGGAGGGGGUGGACUAAGCUGUGUUACAGUCUUCAAAGCCAUUCAUCAAGAAGAGAACAGUUGUGCUGAUUUUCUUAUCCACGGAGAACGACUCAGGGAUAAAACGGUGGUUUUGGAAUGUACGUUAAAGAAGGACCUCAUUUACAACAAAGUUACCCCAACUUUUCACCACUGGAAGAUUGAUGACAAGAAGUUUGGCCUCACAUUUCAGAGUCCUGCUGAUGCACGAGCAUUUGACAGAGGCAUCCGUAGAGCUGUAGAAGAUCUCUCUCAAGGUUGUCCACAAUUGCACAGUGAUGCUGAAGUGGCUGAAGAUGGCUUUCAAGCAAUUCAAGAAGAUAGUUCCAGUUCAUUAAAAGAUCACCUUUUCCAGCAUGAAACCGUAGUAAUCAAUGAACCUUAUAAAAGUCCAAAUAUAAGGCCCUCAACGUUUGAGGAAUUGAACUCUAGAAGAGCCUACUUUCCCAGCCAACCCAACCAGGUCCCAUUGAAAUCAAUCAGACACGUCAGCUUUCAGGAUGAAGAGGAAAUUGUUAGAAUAAAUCCUCGUGAUAUUUUAAUACGUCGUUAUGCAGACUACAGACAUCCUGACAUGUGGAAAAAUGAUCUGGAGAGGGAUGAGGCGGACUCCAAUAUACAGUUUUCGAAGUCCGACAAUAAAAAAUCGGACUAUCUGUAUCCAUGUGUGGAUGGGACUAAGCUGAAUUCACUAAAAGACCCGAAGAGUUCUGUGGUAUUUAAAACACAGCCUUCCUCGUUAAAAUUUAAAAAGUCAAAAAGAAGGAAAGAGGAUGGUGAGCGUUCUCGCUGUAUAUACUGCCAGGAGAGAUUUAAUCAUGAAGAGAAUGGCAGGGGAAAAUGUCAGGAUGCUCCAGAUCCUAUUAAAAGAUGCAUAUACCAAGUUAGUUGCAUGCUUUGUGCAGAGAGCAUGCUAUAUCACUGCAUGUCAGAUUCUGAAGGAGAUUUCUCUGACCCCUGCUCAUGUGACACUAGUGAUGACAAGUUCUGCUUACGAUGGUUAGCCCUGAUAGCUUUGUCAUUCAUUGCCCCAUGUAUGUGCUGCUACCUCCCCUUGAGAGCAUGCCAUCACUGUGGUGAGGUGUGUGGGUGCUGUGGAGGAAAGCAUAAAGCUGCUGGAUGAACAGUCUAGUGCCAAAUAGAGCUGAAAAUCUUUGUUUCCAGGAAGCAUCUAUCUUGGAUUUGUGGAAGCUUUUGGCAAGCAGAAGGAAAUCUUAUCUCGUGUAAGAGAAGCCUGAUGUGGAAGAAGCAGCGAGACUUGUCAGACCUUAGCAUUUUACAAAUGCUAGCAGCCAUGCCUAACUAUUUCCUUUCAGUGCAUGGUGUUUCGUUGCAAGUUGUGAAGGAGUUUGGAAAAGGAAGCCUUUUCUUAUUAUUGGCUAUAAAAUGAGUAUAUAAACUGCAGUUAUACUAAAAGGGAUUAACUUUUGCCAUUUUGUACAUUCAUGGUUUAGGUGUUGGGGCUCUUAAAAGAAUUACAAAUUAUUUGAGAGGAAAUUAAAAGUGCACUAAUGACAGUUGAUUUAAGACUAAGAAAAGUUAAUACUUGGCAAAUGAGAAAUGAAACUGAUUUAAGUGCAACUAAAUCACUUAUUAAUAGAUUUUUGGAAGCAACUUUAUAUAUAAAUAACAAAUGUUUAUAUUUAACUAAAUGUGUAAGGUACGAAUUAUUACAUAUUAAACUUUCCUUCCCCCUUCCAGUUAUAUAGUAGGUAUGAAUCAUAUCUACAAUCACAUUCCAUGAUAGUAUUUUAAAUAUUUAAUUAGUUUAUUUAGUAGCAUUUCUAUUCCAGAUGGACAAAUUGGUAUUUUUCAGUCCUAUUUCCCGUCAGCUACAGUUUGUAUUGAGUUGUAUCCAUGCAUUCUGGUAAUCUCUAAAAACCUUUUAAAAUAUUAAUUAUUAUAGUCUUGAGUGACCAAUAUUUUUUUUUGUUAAGCACAGAUGUAAUUGUCUAAAAUGUUCUAAUAAGAACACAUUUAUUUUUCUAUAUAAAUGACUUUGGUUUCAAUAAUAUAGCAAAAAGGAAGUUGUUUUCUGUUACUCAACCAGCAAGUUGUUUUCUUUUGGGGUGUCUUCCAAAAAAGAUUUUACUGCAUUUACAAAUGUUCAGCAAAGCAAAAGGUCCAAUAAGGGAGUUGCAAUGGUAUGUCAACAGUGUUCUCAGUUUAUCCUUCUGAUAAGAUUAUGUUCAACCGUUUAUCAAGUACGAUGAUUAAACUGAAAGAUUAAUAAUUAACAAACAUGGAAAUUGUUUUCAUUAUUUUGAAUUGUAGCAUCUUUUUUAUUUAAACUGGCAAGAAUAAAAUUAUUCUGUUCAAAAAAAAUUAACUUACAGCCCCUUCAAAAUUGGAAUAAACUUGUGUGUGUGUGCGCGCGUGUGUGUGUGCGCACGCGCAAAAUGUUUAUAAAAUUGGCCCUGGUAUUAUAUUACUAAAUGUUUAAUUUACAGAGCAAUUGGUCAAGUAUUCUAACAGGUUAACUGUUAGAGAAUCUUUAAACGAGUUGUUGUCAUGACUCUUAUUACAUGGUACAACAAAAUACAUUCACUCAUAAUGUUUAUUGUCAUGUUAAAAUUCUAACAGAAGUAAAGGCAUUCAUUCAUUUAGAAGAUAUCCCAAUAGGGUUGGAGUGGGAAGGAAUGUCCUUUAUACACUUUUCCUAUAAAAAAUUGCAUAGUUGAUUUUUUUUUUAAAUAACCUUAAUUUUCUAUGCAUUUUUCCCUGUGUGGGUGUAUGUAACUUUUCUUUCUUACAUAUAUUAAAACUUUUGUUAGUUCUCUUCUGUAGUCUAGGAAUCAAAUUCUGAACAAAUGUAUAUAACACUAUAUGUCUGUAAAAUACUUUUUUAAAGAAAACAUUUAUAUUUAUAUGACAGCUCGAAUUGACAGCAUUGUGUACAUAGAGCAUCUUGAAGUAUUAUUUCACAUUGAAAAGAAGACAAAUAUAUUGAUAACUGUAGAAGUUAUGAAAGAGCUUCUAGUUUUGUACUAAAAAUUGAUUGGAUGAACUAAGUCCAAGAAUAUGACACUGUAGCAGCAGUCUUAAGUAUCGUUUUUACUGUUAAUAUAUUUGAAAGCUGCUACUCUGGAUGAUUUUCAUGCUUCACGUGUUUUCAGAUAAACUUGGUUGCCUAGAAUAGACUGUUACUUAAACUAUUCAUUAGUGAAAUGGGAAUGUUUUCCUUGUGAAUAAAAAAUAUUUGUAAGUGCUAGGUUUUUAACAAGAUUGAGCGAGGUGUGAACAACCUAAGAAAAGAACUUGCUGGCUGUAUAGGAAAAUACUGUAGAAUUGUAUUGUGUAUAUACUUCAGGAAAAAAUGAGUUUAACAAUUUCCUCUGAGCACUAUUCAACAUAGUGCAACUCCUGGUCCUGUACUGUAUUUUAUAUGCAACAUAUAUGCUUUAAUAUUUUUACUGAAUGUGUGCAGUAAUAUUUUCAAUUCACAUUUAACCACUUUGCUGCUAAAAUUUUGUCCCCAUCCUUUCCUUUACUCUUUUUAAAAAAAUUGAUCCCUUU
This is a messenger RNA of Mauremys reevesii (Reeves's turtle), 4645 nucleotides long. It is a transcript of the gene SPRED1, whose product is annotated as sprouty related EVH1 domain containing 1. The record is from RefSeq and is a predicted model, not a curated record. Gene Ontology annotation, biological process: multicellular organism development; negative regulation of MAPK cascade. Gene Ontology annotation, cellular component: membrane. The transcript has 6 exons. Gene Ontology annotation, molecular function: protein kinase binding. NCBI's taxonomy places the organism in Eukaryota, Metazoa, Chordata, Testudines, Geoemydidae. The coding region runs from base 1011 to 2252 and encodes 413 amino acids.